This is a messenger RNA of Vollenhovia emeryi, 2431 nucleotides long. RefSeq lists its product as uncharacterized. The transcript is spliced from 5 exons. NCBI's taxonomy places the organism in Eukaryota, Metazoa, Arthropoda, Insecta, Hymenoptera, Formicidae. The record is from RefSeq and is a predicted model, not a curated record. Gene Ontology annotation, biological process: regulation of transcription by RNA polymerase II. The coding region runs from base 639 to 1667 and encodes 342 amino acids. Gene Ontology annotation, molecular function: DNA-binding transcription factor activity, RNA polymerase II-specific; RNA polymerase II cis-regulatory region sequence-specific DNA binding.
UCACUUCUGUAAGAAUCUCAGAUCGAUAAGGCGUAGUGUGACGCGACGUCGCGGGUGCCUCGAUCAUUCCCGUUUCCGGUUGCCGGCGCGAUCAGGAGAGCUUAAUACCCACGUUACCACGUUAACAAUUGUGCAAGUAUUGUGAAAGUAGGAAAAAUACGAACUCGAUGUGACAACCGCGUGGCAGACCGGCGCGGACGAGUUGUAUCGGCAACACGCGUGGCGUCGCAUCGUAACGGGACACGGGUGUCAAAAGUGAUCGUCUCGGGGAAGCUGAUUAGCGUCGCCGCCGACGUCUUCCCCGCGCCAUACCCUCAAUGACGGUCGCCCGCACAUGAUCGUGCAAAUCCGACGUGUGGAUUUUUACCGAACCGGUUCUCGCGCCUCCGGUUUGUGAGAGGCCGCGCGCGAACCGCACGGCUGUCGUGACGUUUGCGAAGGGCGACUCGUCCACGGCACGUGAGCAUCGUGGCAAAUUCGCUUCUACCCCAUUUUUUUAUAUGGAUCGCCGGCCUUGGAUACCGUUAAAGACAAAUUUUCCAGAUCUUUUUAAGAUCCCAAACGCGCAAAUGUCACUGUGUUUGAUUUGAAGAUUUGACGUCGAGUGGUUCAGAAGAGUGCUACCUCCGAUUGUCAAUAUGAAGUUCGUACAAAAAACGGCCAAAGACAAGUCUGGGACGAAAGCACCCCAUGCGUACCGACGACGACGUAAUACUCGGAACGUCACCGACAAUGAAUCGGAAGAGGAGAACACAUCGCCGCGAGUGUCUCCCAACGUGAGUCGCGCCAGCCGAUGCGCUACUACUUUACGUGAUUCAACUAAGACCAAACGUCGGGGUAACCUGCCAAAAGCAGCGGUAACGAUUCUAAAACAGUGGCUGUACGACAAUAGAUAUUGUGCCUAUCCGAGUGAAGAACAGAAAGUGAUGCUAAGUCGAUUGACAGAACUAUCUAAUCUUCAGGUUUGCAACUGGUUUAUAAACGCUAGGCGCCGUCUUCUACCUGCCAUCCUGCAAAAGGCAGGAGAUGAUCCUAUGAAGUAUAGAAUUUCGCGCCGUGCCCGUCGUCCGAAUUCUGGCAGUCCAAUUCGAGGGCGAAGAACGCCCCUUGGAGUAAUUGCGGAUACUUGUUGCUCUGUGAUACCAGCAGAAUGUAACAGUUUGUGUGAUUUGCCGCAGCCCUCAUAUAGAAAUGAUGAGAGUCCGAACAAUUACGACAGCAGUCCGAACAGCUACCAUGGCGAUAUGGAACACCCUACGAUAAGGUGGCCUAACGUAAUCGUUCACCAUUACAGUCUACCUCAAUUUGAGUUAAUAGACGGUGACGCUACCACUCAACUGUGUGAUCGACGAAGCCUCAACUCCAGAGAAUCUGAAUAUUGGAGCGCUCCACGUCAACAUCAGAUUCAGCAUGUAAUCACAUAUACCGGCCCACCAGAACAUCUAGAAAGAGCCUAUAUUCACGCGCAACAGGGUAACUCCCUCGGCAUGCUCGUAGAACUCGCUGUGGGUUUGAGUGAAGAUAUUUCGUCGCCGAAUACGCCGAAGUCUUCGUCAGUUUCUCCACAACCAGCGUCCCCGUCAUCCGAAACGUCUUCACCACGACAUUCUUCGUCUUCUACUCCAUCGAUAUCUUCGCCACCACCAUUGGAAAAUUUUUUAAAUUAAGGUGUUCGGUAUUGUAAUUAUUGUUAUCGUUGAUAAGAAAGAAACGAUAAUGAUAAGGCAACUCAGGCAAAAAAUUCCCUCCAAAAAAAUCAGCAAAUUAUAUUUUUUUAAAACUAUUGCAUUCAUAUAAAUUAUAUAAAUUCAUGUUCAUACAUAUUCAUAUAAAUUGUUAAAGCAAUUACCAUCCCAUAUUAUUUCUGUUAAAACUAGCAAAUUAUUACAUUUGUUAGAAAUUGUUACAUUUAUACAAAUCGCUAAACAAUAAUCAUAUCAUCUCACUCACACCAUUAAUAUCACGGAAUAACACUAAUUUAUCAAACAAUUACGAAUUUAUUUGAGUAAGUAAUAAUUUUUAAUUUUUGGGGGAGAACAUUUUUGUCUCGCUAUUUUUUUACAAUAAAAAUAGAAUUUUUAAUUAAUUAUUGAAUUAAUGAAGUUUUGGAGUAAAGGCUGAAGACAAGAAUUUCGAUUUUUGAAAUUCUUAGGUACCACAAUCAUUUAGAAUGAAACACUAAUAACUAUGAACAUGAUGUCAACGAGACGCGGUUGUACUAGUACUUUAUUUUAAUUUUGGUAUUCUGCUCAUAACAUUUAACAGUUUUUUUGUUCACAUUGUUCUUGAAUUUUAUUAUGUUUCAUGAACGUUUAAAUACAGCGUUGAGAUUUUUUUCUAUUGCCGUCGCGAUUCGCAUUUAGUUUUAAUAAACGCGCGCGAAAAAUAUUGUAUACAGGAUAUUGCAUUUUCUAAUAAAUCGUGUUCUCGU